UUCUUGUGUGCCACUACAAUACAACCAGCAAGCAUGGCUUAGUUCUCACUAUUCACUCGCAAACAAUAAUUUCUUUUCCGCAAUAUUAUUUUCUCGGUACCAAAGAAGUCGCUAGAAGAAUUAAAGAAAAACGAAAAAUAAAACAGCUAACAACCCAAGAGAGGGAAACGAAAACUCAACCGAACCCCGCGACGAGAGAGAUAUGCGAUUGCGGUGGCGGCGGCGGUGGUCAGGGUUGUUGAGUCCCCGAUCGACGGCCAAUGCAGCGGUUCGUUGCGGCGGCGGACGGCGUCGUUGAUGGACCUGCAGAUGACUUGGCAGCCGAGUCUCCUGAGUCAGAAACGCAAAACCGGUCCUCCUAUAGGGCUCCGUAACCUGGGCAACUCGUGCUACCUCAACAGCGUCCUCCAGUGCCUCACAUACACUCCUCCUCUCGCCAAUUUCUGUCUCACUCUCCAACACUCUUCUCUCUGUGAUUUCUCUGCGUCUACGUGUCCGUUCUGCAUACUGGAGAAGCAGAUUGCGCGUUCACUAAAAUUGGAUCUCUCGCACGACGCGCCUUCCAAGAUCCAGAGCUGUAUACGGAUCUUUGCCGAGCACUUCCGCUGUGGCCGCCAGGAAGACGCGCACGAGUUCCUCCGGUACGUAAUCGACGCCUGCCACAAUACCUGCCUCCGCCUCAAGAAGCUCCACCGCAAAGGCGGAGACGCUAAUGGAGGCGGCGGAGACGGUGGCGGGAGUACGGUGGUAAAGCAGAUUUUCGGUGGCGCCUUGCAGAGUCAGGUGAAGUGUCUGUGCUGUGGAUAUGAGUCGAAUAAGGUUGAUGAGAUAAUGGAUAUCAGUCUUGAUGUUUUCCAUAGUAACUCGCUUCAAGACUGCAUGCAAAAGUUCUUUCAGCCUGAGGUUUUAGAUGGCAACAACAAGUACAAGUGUGAUAGUUGUAAGAAAUUGGUGGCGGCUAAGAAGCAAAUGUCCAUACUUGAAGCACCUAACAUCCUUGUGAUACAACUAAAGAGAUUUGAGGGCAUAUUGGGUGGCAAGAUUGACAAGGCUGUUGCAUUUGAAGAGGUUUUGGUUCUUUCUAGCUUCAUGUGCAAAGCAAGCCAGGAUCCACAGCCAGAAUAUAAGCUCUUUGGCACUAUUGUGCAUUCAGGCUACUCCCCCGAAUCUGGUCAUUACUAUGCUUAUAUAAAGGAUGCAAUGGGUCGGUGGUAUUGCUGUGACGAUUCUAGUGUAUCAGUUGCAACCCUGCAAGAAGUUUUGUCAGAAAAGGUUUAUAUUCUUUUUUUCUCUCGAACUAAUCAAAGGCCAGUGUCAAGUAGUAAUUCUCUUGCUUCAAACGGUGUAAAGCCUUAUUUCAAUGGGAGCCAAGCAUCUGAAUUUUCAAAGGUUGGUAUACCACUGAAAGAUGUGCAUGCAAAGUCAAGUUCUGAGCUAUCUCCUUGGAAGGAUAUACCAAGUGUAGCUAAGACUGCUAAAGUACCUUCCAGCUCACGAGUUAAGUUUGACAUUAAUGGAGGUUCUACUUCCAAAAGAAGUCCUGCUCCUCUAAGUGUGAAUGGGAAAGUUGAUGUUUCUAGGAAUCAGCCUUUAUUAAUAAAUGGACAUGUCAAAGAUUCAGAGUCUUUGGAAAAUGGUAAGAAAGAUCCUUCAUCAUUACCUGCCAGGAAUGGUAUUGACAAAAAUAAAGUUGAUGUUGACAAAUUCAAAAGAAAGGAGUCAACAUUUACAAAUGGCCACAGUGAUAAUCAGAUGGUUGAUAUCCAUUCUGUAAAGUCGGAUCCCAGGGAAGAUACUGAUAAAAGCAGGGUAAUAGCAGAUAAAGGUUCUGACAACUUUAAGCUUGAAAACAAUGGCCUCAGCAAUAAACCCAAAAUAUUGGGGAGUAAGAGAAAGGUACAUGAGGACCCAUUCAUUUUACUUGCACAUGAUGGUCAGUCUCAAGCAAAAGUUCAAAAACUGAAAGACAAUCUUGUGAAAGAGGCGAAGUCACAUUUGAUAUCCUGUGGCUGGACAAAUGAGGUCUAUGAAUUUAUGCGCUCUAAGUUACGUGCACAAGAAGAUGGAAAUUUAGAGAAUGGAGAUGAAACAAGGAAGUCGUUAAUUAGAGAGGCGCAGCUAGCUUUCAACUCAAAGAUUCCAGAGUCAUUGAGAAAGGAUUUGAUUGAACGACUCAAACCUUUAUCCAAGAAAACAAUACAAUUUUAAGGACCUUGAUCUGAGCAUGCGUAGGAGGUAAACUAUUAGUAUGCUUAUACAAAUUUUCCGUUCUGUCUUUAAAUCAGUUAGUGCUUUGAUAUUUUCUUUAUCAUUUUGAAAAUAUUGCAGCAUGUUGAUCUUGUCUUGAUAGUGAGGCGUGGUGUGUAUACUCUGUAUUACUAAUUAUUGUAGUGAUGGCGUUACCCUUACUAGGAUACUAGUUUGGGUUUGUGACAUACUAACUCUUUGAGCUAGUGCUGGCGGUAGGAGGAGGAGAAUAUGGAAACUUGUUAUCAUCGAAGUUUGGCUUUGUUAUGCUUCUAGUUUCAUGCAUAUUUGAGCUAGAAGUCCAGAUUUCAUGUCUUGCCACAAGUUUUCAUUCUCUAUGUAGGCUAUGAAGUUGUAUUGAAUCUUGAGGAGAGCAUGCCAGGAAUUCUAUUCAUUCUGUACAAUCUACUUUAGUCAUGUGUACUGGAGCAAAAUCUUAAUUUUCUAUAAAAUUGCUCAAAAAAUUUUGCACCGAAAA
This is a messenger RNA of Vigna angularis (adzuki bean), 2725 nucleotides long. Its product is annotated as ubiquitin carboxyl-terminal hydrolase 25. Gene Ontology annotation, biological process: protein deubiquitination. NCBI's taxonomy places the organism in Eukaryota, Viridiplantae, Streptophyta, Magnoliopsida, Fabales, Fabaceae. Gene Ontology annotation, molecular function: cysteine-type endopeptidase activity; cysteine-type deubiquitinase activity. Bases 298 to 2208 code for a protein of 636 amino acids. Gene Ontology annotation, cellular component: cytosol; nucleus. The transcript has 8 exons. The record is from RefSeq and is a predicted model, not a curated record.